CUUUCCACAACAAAAACAGCCGGCUGCAUUUGUCAACUACGCAGAAUUUGUUUACAUAAAUAUUACAGAAUUUGUUUCUUAAAAAAACGGGCUUCAAUUUUUGUUAAAAUACAUAAAUUGAACAAAGUUAAGCGGUUUAAACGUAUUUUUUUCAACUUCAAGGAAUCUAAUUAUUGGGAUUAUUAUUUAUCUGGCUGAAACAGACUUACCAAAGGCGCAGCAGAUAUUAACGAAGUAAAAACGACACAUAAAACUAUAAAAAGCUCGCGAAAAGUUCAAAAAUUUUAGUAAAGGCGAUUUGGUACAGGUACACAUAUUUGCCUGAGAAAACAGGAUUUUAAGCAUGCCACGAAAGAAGAAAUCGGGACAAAAAUCGGUCCCCACUUCGAACGUCGAAAUUCUUCCCACGCUUAACACAGACGUAAUUUCCUCCAUCUGUUCUUGGCUUCCGGUCCCAGACGUGAAAAACUGUCGCCUCGUGUCCCGAACUUGGAACGUCGCCGCGAAACCUAUCCUCAAGCAGAAAAGUGUUAUCAACCUGGAAUGCUCCUUCCAUAAGGGCGAAACUGCUCGAAAUGCAAAGUUCAAGAGAGAAAUGGCCUCCUUCGGACGACCCCUCAACCACGUGGACAUUUCCCUCGACGAAUUCGCCAUAGUCGACUUCAAGAGUAAACUUUACCUCGACCAUGUCAAGUUUUUCACGAAGGACCUCUCCGUGCAAAAGUUGGGGAUAUCCUCGCAAAUCAGUUCGAUCUGGAUGUCCCAGUUUUUGGAACAGAUUCUCGUCAAUGCCUCCCCCAACUUGGUCCAGGUCGAGCUGGGUCUUUAUGUUUAUGGCCAUUUAAUGAAAGGCGAAGACCCUUUCAUUGAAUUUUGUGGCGGGAAGAUAUUCGCCACGGUGAAAAGGCUGGAACUUCCGUUUUCCGCCACGAAUUGGUCGCUCGGGACGGUCAGGGUACCACAAAUUUUGGCCGCUUUUCCAAAUAUCGAGGAACUACGGGUUAGUGCGGAGCUGCUCCCAGUUCUGUUCGUGGAGAGGGGUUCAUCCCCAAGAUUCCUAUCAAAAUUAUGGGUCACUAGUGGCAUGACAGGCUCCAAGUGCGCCGCAUUACUAAAUCUGACCCAGCCCCUUAAACAUUUAAACAUCGAGCGAGCCCACAACCCCUCCGACGACGAGGACGACUGGGACGAGGAAGUCGACGUGGUCCCCUCUUUGUACGAAGUCCUUUCCAAGCAUCGCCACACUUUGGAAUACCUCGACCUCGGCUUGUCAGCCAAAUGUGACUGGAAAUUUCCACCUUUUCCGAACCUAAAACGACUAAAUUUUCUCAGCGAUCUGGAAGGCUACGGCUUUUCCGUUGAAUUUGAUGGUUCCAGAAUUUUAAAUUAUUCCACGACAUUUCCGAAGUUGGAAUCGCUAAACUUCACUCCAUGGGAUGGACGAUGGACGCGUUGUUUUCAGCCUUUUUUCCAUGCGAAUGCUGCAAUCUGUCAAAGUGUGAAGAGACUGGACAUUUCGGAUAAUUUCAAAUUUUAUGAAUAUGACAAUCUGAUCGAUAUGUUUAAGGCUUUUGACGGGGUUGAUGCCAAGUUUGCCCGGAUUUUAAACUUGUUUCCAAAUGCGGACAAUGUUUUUAUGCAGGAGUUGAAGCGUUACUUGGCGAAGAAAGGAGUUUAUAAGUAAUUAACUAGGAUUAAAUAAUGUCUGUAGAAUUUACAGGAUUUAUGUAUAUAUAAGUGAGUUCUGAUUUAGCAUUUAUAAAAAUUUGGAUUUAUAUAUAUUUUUUUCGACUUGAAAUUUAAAGUUGUAAUUCUUCUCUUGAAAUUAAUU
This is a messenger RNA of Folsomia candida, 1831 nucleotides long. RefSeq lists its product as uncharacterized. NCBI's taxonomy places the organism in Eukaryota, Metazoa, Arthropoda, Collembola, Entomobryomorpha, Isotomidae. The record is from RefSeq and is a predicted model, not a curated record. The coding region runs from base 344 to 1684 and encodes 446 amino acids. Gene Ontology annotation, molecular function: protein binding. The transcript has 7 exons.